AAGAAAGAAAAAUCUGUUCCUUCCCCAUAUGGUUGAACCCUGUUGUAAGGCUUGCUGUGAUUGGCUGCCGCUGCUCCAGGGAUGGUUACAGAUUGUUUCCAGAUUGAUCUCCAAGGAACUGUUUCCAUGGUAAUGGUUACACCUCAAGGCUCCCAGCUGCUUUCUUGAUCUCCCCUCUUUUUUCUUUUUCCCCUCCCCUUUCCUCAUCUCUCUACCACCUCUCACUCCUUCUCCGGUGCUCUCCUGUUAGCACAGACAUCAGAAGGACCUGAAGAGGAUUUUUUUGUUACAGUUUAUAAUAAGAGAAAAGAUGAAGCAGGAGAAGGAAAUGGAAUUACCCACACCCCACCGAGGAAAACAAUUUGAGGCACCUCGUGACCAUGUAUUACUCCAUCAGAAUGGAGAGGAGAGGAAAAUUCCAUGCAGGGCCUGUGUGAAAUGAAAGAGAAAAUGGGGAGAGUGCAGCCUCUGGGGCAGACAGCACAUUAGCCAAAAGCUGCUUUACAGCUGAUGUUCAUAUAUCCCUAACGAUACUGCAGAGUGUCAUCAACAUGGGAUUAUCAUAAUCGGUUUGCCUGCAUGAAAACAAGCCAAGAACAAACAACCCACAGAAACAUUUUGGGGUUGUGUCUAAUCGUGUUUAAGGGCUUUGUAACAGCCACUCUGACAAGGCUCUGUGAAGGACUCCUUCUUUGGUUUAUGACCUAAAUACCUAUUGUCUUUAGGAAAACGACCACCUUCUUCAGAUGACCACCACUGUUUCUCAGGACAAGGCUUUUGGACACAUAUUUCAUUUUUGAGAUGUUGUUUAACUUACUUCACUGGAAACCAUGGAAACUAAAAGACCACAUCUGGAAGUGAGGCAGGCAGGCUCCCAGCAAGGCAGGGACCUCACAGAGCCAGGGAGGAAAAUGAAGCUCCCGAUAUUCAUAGCAGAUGCGUUCACGGCGACAGCUUUCCGAGGCAAUCCUGCUGCUGUCUGCCUCCUGGAAAACACAUUGGACGAAGACACUCAUCAACACAUUGCAAGGGAGAUCAGCCUCUCGGAAACCGCUUUUAUCCGAAAACUGCAACCAACUGACAACUUCACAGAAAGUUCCCGUUUUGGACUAAGAUGGUUUACCCCGGAGAGUGAGUUCCCGCUUUGUGGCCACGCCACCCUGGCUUCUGCGGCUGUUCUGUUUCACAAAAGAAAGAACACGAACAGCACUCUGACGUUUGUCACUCUGAGUGGGGAGCUGAAGGCCAGAAAGGCAGAAGAUGGGAUUGUCUUGGACUUUCCUCUCUACCCAACCUUCCCCCAGGACUUCCACGAAGUAGGAGACUUGAUAAAGGCAGCCAUAGGUGACACCCUGGUCCAGGACAUCAGGUACUCUCCACAUACCAAAAACCUCCUGGUCCGGCUCAGCGAUUCUUAUGACAGGUCCUUUCUAGAGACCCUGAAGGUGAACACGGAGCCUCUGCCUCGGAUUGAAAAGACAGGGAGGGUGAAAGAACUCAUUCUCACUCUCAAAGGAGAGCCUGGGGGGCAGGCGGCCCCCUAUGACUUCUACUCCAGAUACUUUGCGCCAUGGGUUGGUGUGGCUGAAGACCCGGUAACAGGGUCCACCCACACUAUUCUUGGCCCCUACUGGUCUGAGGAGCUGGGGAAGAAAGAAAUUCGAGCCUUUCAGUGUUCCCGCCGAGGAGGGGAACUGAACAUUUCCCUGCGAGCUGAUGGACGAGUUGACAUGAAGGGUGGUGCGGCUAUUGUCUUAGAGGGCAUGCUGACGGCCUAGAGGACACGCUGGCAUCUUAGAGGACACGCUGGCAUCUUAGAGGACACCCUGACAUCUUAGAGGACACGCUGGCAUCUUAGAGGACACGCUGACAGCCUAGAGACGCUUAUGCUGGGCUGUGGCCACUGCUCAACACGGUGUUUUCUCUAUAUCAAAAAACCAAACCAAAGAACAAGUGCGCUGAGCUUGCUUCAGCAAGGCUGCCAAACACUGCUGUCAGUCCUCUCGUGAGGAGCAGGAGGAGAGAGCAUUAGAUGGGGGCUCGGCACUGUCUCCAGACUCCUUCCUGAUGGUGAGCUCUGAGGUCCGACCUCUGCCUGGGUAUGGCUAUUUAGUAACCACAGCAGAGAGUGGAGUGCCACUUCUUUUGAUUAUGAAUGCCAAUCAAAGUGAGAGAUCCAUUGAUUAGGAGAUUGAAAUUUAGAUUUAGGCGUGGGUACCUGAUAGAAGGUUUUCCAUAUAUGUAUGUAUAUAUGUAUACAUAUAUAUGUACUUUUAAUUUAAAGACAGAAUCAUACUGUGUAGCCUUGGCUGGGAAGGAACUCUCUGUGUGGACCAGGCUAACCUCCGACAUCUGCCCGCCUCUGGGUUAAUGGUGUGCACCAUCACGCACAGACUCAUAACCUCCCCAUAGACCAAUAACUCUGGGAAUGCAGACCUAACGCUGAAGAGAGAACACUGUGAAGUGUGCUGUGUGGGGACUCACACGCCGUGAAGGGAGCACAGAGGCAGCUCGUGUGGGAAGGUGCAGAGCAGUCUUCAUGUUAAGGAAACAAAUCCUUUGUGUUUUGAACUUGUCUAUAAGUCACCACCAGGACAAAACCCAGGAAAUUAAAACAGACUAUGCAUUUGAGUAGAUUGUGCGGAGAUACACAUACUCUCCAGGAGCAGGGUGGGCUGUGAGAUCUUUCUCCUGUGUGUCCUAAGAGUGGCAAUGCCAAAGCUUCCUCUUGUUUAAUAAAGCGAGACUUAACGUGACUUGGAA
Molecule: messenger RNA, 2763 nt
Organism: Psammomys obesus (fat sand rat)
Lineage: Eukaryota; Metazoa; Chordata; Mammalia; Rodentia; Muridae
Product: phenazine biosynthesis-like domain-containing protein 2
Exons: 10
Coding region: 831-1778 (315 amino acids)
Biological process (GO): biosynthetic process
Cellular component (GO): cytoplasm
Molecular function (GO): isomerase activity
Source: RefSeq, a predicted model, not a curated record